AUGUUUGGCAUUUUCGUCUCUGUCCUCUUCCUAUGUCUACUUUUCUGCUUCUUGAAUUCAAUUCCACGGAAAUUUAGGAAAUCCCACAAGUUCUUAGGCCAUGGUCCGACUUCAUACCCAAUGAUUGGAUGUAUGAUCUCUUUCUACAAGAAUCGACACCGUCUAUUGGACUGGUACACCGAUCUCCUCUCCUGUGCACCCACACAGACGAUCUCAGUAUCCCGACUCGGUGCUCGACGUGUCAUUGUUACAGCAAACCCUAAAAAUGUAGAAUACAUUUUGAAAAAAAACUUUCACAACUUCCCAAAAGGCAAACCCUUCCAAGAAAUUCUCGACGAUUUUCUUGGAAAUGGUAUAUUCAAUGUGGAUGGAGAUCUUUGGUACAACCAGAGGAAGCUAGCCAGCCAAGAAUUCUCUGCCAAAUCCUUGAGGGAUUAUGUUGUAAAUUCUCUCAAAGAAAAAGUAGACAAAAAAUUACUUCCAUUGCUGGAAUCAGUGGCAAAUGACACUAAAAAAACAUUGGAUAUGCAGGAUUUGUUAAGAAGGGUCACAUUCGAUGUUGUCUGUAAAGUUUCAUUAGGGUAUGAUCCAUGUUCUCUGGAUCAUUAUUUUCUGCAAGAUUCAUCUCCCCUUGUUGAAGCCUUUGACAUGGCAUCAGAGAUAUGUGCAAGAAGAGGUGCUGCACCAAUGUCUGCCUUAUGGAAGGUCAAGAAAUUCUUUGGGGUCGGGUCAGAAAAGAGACUUAAAGAAGCCAUUGUGCGAAUCCACAUAUUCGUGGAAGAUAUAAUUCAUGACAAGAAGAAAAAAUUGAGUGAAAGUAGAGGAGGAGGAGGAGGAGAUGAGCAAGAUCUUUUAUCAAAAAUGAUAUCAGGUGGCAAUGAGGAAGAUUUUACAAGAGACACGUUGAUAAGCUUCAUCAUGGCAGGGAGGGACACCACAUCGGCGGCAAUGACGUGGCUCUUUUUUCUAUUUUCAUGCCAUUCCGAUGUCGAACAAGAGGUGUUGAAGGAAUUAGGGUUUGUUGUUGACAAUGAUAAUGAAAAGUUAUCACAAUAUGAGAACUUGAAAGAAUUGAGAUUCUUAAAGGCUUGCAUUUGUGAGUCAAUGAGGAUGUACCCACCAGUUGCAUGGGACUCAAAGCAUGCUAUUGCCGAUGACGUGUUGCCGGACGGCGUCGCAGUCCGAGCCGGAGAUAGGGUUACUUAUUUCCCCUAUGGUAUGGGGAGGAUGGAGAAUUUGUGGGGAAAGGACCGGUUCAAUUUCAAACCGGAGAGAUGGAUAUCUGAAAUGGAACAUGGAAGAAUAAAGGCAUUAAAGAAUGUGUGCCCUUACAAGUUUCCAGUGUUUCAAGCCGGUCCAAGAGUUUGUCUUGGUAAAGAAUUGGCUUUCAUUCAAAUGAAGUACAUUGUAGCUUCAUUAUUGAAGCCGUUCAAAUUCAGACCGGCUUCCUCUGACCGGCCAGUGUUUGUGCCACUUCUCACCGCGCACAUGGCUGGAGGCCUUAAAGUAUUUGUACAAAAAAGAUAA
This is a messenger RNA of Fraxinus pennsylvanica, 1527 nucleotides long. NCBI's taxonomy places the organism in Eukaryota, Viridiplantae, Streptophyta, Magnoliopsida, Lamiales, Oleaceae. The record is from the annotation of a GenBank genome assembly.